AUGGACCUCAAUCGCAAGCACAAGGUGUCCCUUAGAGGUGCAAGCAGUGGGGAGAUGUCAAGGGAUGCUUUGCUUGCUAAAGUCUCACAAGAAAGGGAGCUACGAAGUUACGCAAGACGUGCUAAUGCUGCAGUACUUUAUAUUCAGAGAGUUUGGAGGUCAUACAUUGUGAGAAAGAAGGCUGCUAUAGAGAUCCGGGGGGAGUGGGAGAGUUUACUGAGUUGUCAUUCUGAUACAGUGACCAAAAGUUGGGUGUCAAGCAGAGUAUUGAGACCAUUUCUCUUCUUUAUUAGAUCGUUGUCUGUCCAACAUCAAAAGAUACUGGCAAGAGAUAUACACUGCAUGCAAGCUUGCUUUAAGAUUCUUUUGGAAAGCAUCAACUCUAAUGAUCAGGGGUCCAAUUUUUGUUCACUAGCAGUUGAUACAUUUGAAGAGAGUAAAACAUGGGCCUGCCAAACACGAAGGCUGGUUUCUCUCUGCUCUUUCCUUCUCAUGGAGUGUAAUUAUUCACAGGAAAGAAUAAAAGAUGUUCUUGGUGUCAGUGCCCUAGUGUUACGUAUCCUUAUUGUUUUAACUGAUUCCAAAAGCUGGAAGAUCAUUACAAAGGACAACUUUGAAGAUGCAGAAACAGCUGGAAAGAUGAUUAUCCAGUUUAUAGGGAGCUGGAAAAGUGGAUAUUACACAGCAGUUAGAAAAUAUAUCAAGACAUUAACCAAACAAACAGAUGAGAGACUAUUGAUUACUACAAGUGCUGUAACUUUGGCUCUACGACCAUUCCAUGCGAGACAGCCUGCUUUUGUUGAUGACAAUCAACCGUACACGAAUUUGGCUGUUGAAGAAUAUAUUUUGAGGGACAAAAUCUUGACCAGACUAUCGGAAGUAGAGCUUUUAGAGAAGCAAAGUAGCAUGGAGAUACCUUCUGUCGGAUGGGCUAUUGGGAACAUCAUAUCCCUGGCAACAGUUAGUGAAACCGAUUUUAUGGACCCACAAGAAUCCAAUCCAGGGAUGUUUUAUGUCUUGUAUGUUCAUGUUAUUGUGACUCUCGCCGAGAAUCUCAUGUCUCAGGUUGAAAAUGUUGGAAUUCAGAAUAAUCAUCUUGAUUUUGAGGCCACAUCAGAUGCGACUGGGAAGGGAGAAAAUUCUGUUAGGAUUUCGUUUGUGGAACUGCUUCGACCAGUAUGUCAACAGUGGCAUCUCGCGAAACUGUUGGCAGCUUCUGGGAAAGAAAUUCGUGUUAUAGCAGAUAAAGAUGUGUCAACGAGUAGUAAGAAUGGAUCAGAAACACUAGCACUGUUUGAUAUUACUCGGUUCUAUUCAUGCAUGUUGAGAAUCUUCUGCGUGCUGAAUCCUGUUGUAGGGCCUUUGCCUGUCCUUAACAUGUUAUCCUUCUGCCCUGGAUACAUUGUCUCUUUGUGGAGCUCUCUAGAGGGUGUCCUAUUUCCUGAAAAUGGUUGCACCACUGACGAUUCAUCCCUUGGAUCUGUUAAAACUUCAGGGAAUACAAGAAGUCCUUCUGAGAAGAAAUUGAAACAUCUUAAGAAUGACGGUGUCAACAAGUGGGUGAAUGUGCUAAACAAAUUUUCUGGUAAAUCACCAGAACCGCGUGAACAUGUGGACUGUACUAGUGAUCAACCAGGGCCAAGCCAGGUUAACGAAUCAACUAGCGAUGAAUGGGAUGUGGAAACUCUGAGGAGUGGUCCUGUAGGUAUCUCCAAGGAUGUGUCAUGCCUGCUUCAUCUAUUUUGUGCAACCUAUGCGCAUUUACUCGUUGUUCUUGAUGACAUACAGUUUUAUGAAAAGCAGGUCCCAUUUAUGCUAGAGAAACAGCGGAGAAUUGCAUCAAUGCUUAACACACUCGGGUACAAUGGAUUGUUGCGAGGCACAAGUCCGGAGAAUAGACAACUGAUGGAUUCUGCUAUCAGAUGUUUGCAUUUACUGUAUGAAAGAGAUUGCAGACACCCUUUUUGUCCUUCUGCCUUGUGGCUCUCACCUGCUAGAACUAGUAGACCUCCAAUUGCAUUUGCUGCAAGAACUCAUGAGGUUUUACCAGCCAGUGAUGUUUUUUCGUCUCCAAGCAUGGGUUCUGUUAUAACAAUUACUCCGCAUAUCUUUCCAUUUGAGGAAAGGGUUCAUGUGUUUAGAGAGUUUAUAAGCAUGGAUAAAGCUUCCAGGAAAAUGGCUGGUGAAGUGGAUGCACCUGGUGCGAGGUCAAUCGAGAUAGUCGUUCGUCGAGGUCAUGUGGUUGAGGAUGGAUUUCAACAACUGAAUUCUAUUGGUAGCAGGCUAAAAUCCUCCAUCCAUGUCUCGUUUGUGAAUGAAUCUGGCCUUCCUGAAGCUGGCCUAGACUAUGGAGGGCUUUCAAAAGAGUUUUUGACUGACAUAACAAAAGCCGCUUUUGCUACCGAGUAUGGGUUAUUCUCCCAAACCACUACGUCGGAUAGGUUGCUUGUUCCUAGCUCAUCUGCUCGGCACCUUGAUAACGGAAUUCAGAUGAUUGAGUUUCUUGGAAGAAUUGUUGGAAAAGCUCUAUACGAGGGAAUACUUUUGGAUUACUCUUUUUCACACGUUUUCAUCCAGAAGCUUUUGGGACGCUAUAGCUUUAUUGAUGAACUAUCAGGGCUUGAUCCGGAGCUCUACAGGAACCUUAUGUAUAUCAAGUAUUAUGAUGGUGACUUGAAGGAACUCUGUCUCGAUUUCACAGUCACUGAAGAGUUUUGUGGGAAAAUGAGCAUAAUUGAGCUUAAGCCUGGUGGGAAGGAUGUUUCAGUAACGAAUGAAAACAAAAUGCAGUAUAUUCAUGCAAUGGCUGACUAUAAACUCAACCGGCAGAUUGUGCCCUUUUCAAAUGCAUUUUACAGAGGAUUGACGGACCUUAUUUCUCCUGCUUGGUUGAAACUAUUUAACGCCCAUGAAUUUAAUCAGUUACUCUCUGGAGGAAACCAUGAUAUCGAUGUUGAUGACCUUAGAAAGAAUACAAAAUACACUGGUGGUUACACUGAUAGCAGUCGAACAAUCAAAAUCUUUUGGGAGGUCAUGAAAGGGUUUGAACCGAGUGAACGUUGCAUGCUCCUCAAAUUUGUGACUAGUUGUUCUCGGGCUCCACUCCUAGGUUUCAAAUACUUGCAGCCAACCUUCAUCAUCCAUAAAGUCUCUUGUGAUACCUCUCUUUGGGCUGCUAUUGGGGGACAAGAUGUAGAAAGGCUCCCAUCUGCUUCUACGUGUUACAAUACUCUUAAGCUUCCGACGUAUAAACGAGCAAGCACUAUGAGGGAGAAACUAUUGUAUGCGAUUACUUCAAAUGCAGGAUUUGAACUCUCCUAG
This is a messenger RNA of Arabis nemorensis, 3321 nucleotides long. NCBI's taxonomy places the organism in Eukaryota, Viridiplantae, Streptophyta, Magnoliopsida, Brassicales, Brassicaceae. The record is from the annotation of a GenBank genome assembly.